This is a messenger RNA of Sorex araneus (European shrew), 969 nucleotides long. RefSeq names its product olfactory receptor 10A5-like. Gene Ontology annotation, biological process: G protein-coupled receptor signaling pathway. Gene Ontology annotation, molecular function: G protein-coupled receptor activity; olfactory receptor activity. Gene Ontology annotation, cellular component: membrane. The record is from RefSeq and is a predicted model, not a curated record. The transcript has a single exon. Lineage: Eukaryota; Metazoa; Chordata; Mammalia; Eulipotyphla; Soricidae. The coding region runs from base 16 to 969 and encodes 317 amino acids.
UUCAUUUCUGUUUCUAUGGCUGAAGGAAACUGGACAAGAUUUAGUGAGUUUGUCCUCAUGAGCUUCUCUUCCCUGCUCCCUGAAAUACAGUCGUUACUUUUCCUAACAUUUCUCAUCAUCUACAUGAUCACCCUGACAGGAAAUAGCCUUAUCAUUCUGGUUACCCUGGCUGACCCCGCUCUGCACAGUCCCAUGUACUUCUUCCUCAGGAACUUGUCUUUUUUGGAGGUUGGCUUCAACCUAGUUAUUGUGCCCAAGAUGUUGGCGACUUUACUAGCGGGAGACACAUCCAUCUCCUUUUUCGGCUGUGUCACUCAGAUGUAUUUCUUCUUUUUCUUCGGAGUGGCGGAAUGCUUCCUUCUGGCCACCAUGGCAUAUGACCGCUAUGUGGCCAUCUGCAAUCCUUUGCACUACCCAGUCAUCAUGAACCAUAAGACAUGUACCAAACUGGCUGUUGCCUCCUGGUUUCCAGGUCUCCCUGUAGCCACGGUGCAGACUACAUGGCUCUUCAGCUUUCCAUUCUGUGGCACCAACAAGGUGAACCACUUCUUCUGUGACAGUCCACCUGUGCUGAAGCUGGUGUGUGCAGACACAGCACUGUUUGAGAUCUACGCGAUUGUUGGAACCGUUCUGGUGGUCAUGAUACCCUGCCUGCUGAUUCUAUGUUCCUACAUUCGAAUUGCUGCUGCCAUCCUCAAGAUUCCAUCAGCGAAAGGGAAACAUAAAGCUUUCUCUACUUGUUCUUCCCACCUCCUUGUUGUCUCCAUUUUCUAUGUAUCUUUAAGCCUCACCUAUUUCCGGCCCAAGUCUAAUAAUUCCCCAGAGAGCAAGAAGAUGCUGUCUUUGUCGUAUACUGUUGUGACACCAAUGCUGAACCCCAUCAUCUACAGCCUGAGAAAUAAUGAGGUGAAGAAUGCCCUUGUCAGGACCUUCCGCAAGGCCUUCAGUCUUAAAAAUUAUAUUCCAUAG